AUGAGCAAACGAGUGUCCAAAUCCAAGAACCGUGGCUCUGUACAACGACAGGGCUCGACCGACUCCCUCCGCGACAAGGGCAACGGAAAUGCGAAUGCAACCAGCACCAAUAUGAACGCCAACCUUCUGGAACACCGGCGGAAACACAACUCAAUUGAUGGAACGUCCCCUUCAAGCCAGGCUGCCUCGUUGAUGGGCAACUCGAACUUCUCCCUCGAUGACGAUAUACCACCACUAGACAAGGACGAUGAGGGUCCAUCGAAGGGCUUCUUCGAGCUGAGCAAGAAGGAUCAGCGCAACUUCUUGCUGCUCGUCCUGCUUUACUUCCUCCAGGGCAUACCAAUGGGAUUGGCGCACGGCUCCGUCCCGUUCUUACUGAAGAAUGUGGUUUCGUACUCGGCUAUUGGCGUCUUUUCGCUAGCAGCCUACCCAUAUUCACUGAAACUGUUAUGGAGUCCGAUCGUGGAUGCGGUGUGGUCACCCAGUAUUGGUCGCAGGAAGAGUUGGAUCUUGCCCAUCCAGACAAUCUCCGGUUUCUCCAUGAUCUGGCUGGGAAAGCACAUCAACAAGAUGAUGACGGAUGCUAGCGACAAUGAGGGCGGCGUAUGGAAUUUCACAUGGUGGUGGUUCGCGCUGGUCUUUCUGUGCGCGACCCAAGACAUUGCUGUGGACGGAUGGGCCCUGACUCUUCUUUCCAAGGAGAACCUCGCAUACGCCUCAACCGCGCAGACCGUUGGUCUCACAGCCGGCCAGUUCCUCUCGUAUACCGUAUUCCUCGCUUUCAACUCCAAGGAUUUUUCCAACCGAUGGUUCCGCCCAGCCAAUGCGCCUGCCGAGACUGGGCUUAUGGAAUUGGACAGCUAUCUUACAUUCUGGGGCUGGGCAUACUUGAUUGUCACUGCUGGUUUGGCUUUCAUGAAGCGCGAAGACCGCGACAAAACUACGGACAGCAUCAAGGAAGUCUACCAAACCAUGUGGGGCAUCCUUAAGCUCAAGAACAUCCAAUCCUUCAUCAUCAUCCACUUGAUCGCCAAGAUCGGCUUUCAAGCCAACGAUGCGGUGACGAGCCUCAAGCUGCUAGACAAGGGUCUCAAGCAAGAGCAGCUUUCUCUUGUCAUCCUGAUCGACUUUCCUGUGGAGGUCUUUUUAGGUUACUAUAUCGGCAAGUGGUGUCAGUCCUAUCCGCCAAUGCACAUCUGGUGUUGGUCGUUCAUGGGACGUUUGGCGGCCGCUGGAUUUGCGCAAUUCGUUGUCUCGGUCUUCCCCACUGACGGCGCGGGCGGAUCGUUCUUGUUGCUUGUCAUUGCUGAGCAUGUGCUAUCAACUUUCAUGAAUACUGUCAUGUUUGUCGCAGUCAGUGCCUUCCACGCAAAGAUCUCAGAUCCGCUCAUCGGCGGAACGUACAUGACGCUUCUUGCUACUGUAUCGAACCUUGGCGGAACAUUUCCUCGCUACUUUGUUCUCAAAGCCGUCGACAUGUUCACCGCAGCGACUUGCUUACCACCAACGAACCCACCAAAGGCCGACGCCCUCAAGGGUGCGCCCAUCACUCAAGCAUUUUCUUGCGUUGGCGAAGCCGACAAGCACCGAUGCCGAGAUGGCGGUGGUGUCUACAAAGUCACUACAGAUGGCUACUAUAUCGUAAAUGUACUAUGCAUUAUCGUUGGAGUAGUUACCUUUACUCUAUACAUCAAGCCGGCGGUGAUGAAAAUUCAAUCCUUGCCAUUGCGAGCAUGGCGGAUAGCUGGAGGAGCAUAA
Parastagonospora nodorum SN15 is the source of this 1758-nucleotide messenger RNA. RefSeq lists its product as hypothetical. Gene Ontology annotation, cellular component: membrane. The transcript has 2 exons. Gene Ontology annotation, molecular function: acetyl-CoA transmembrane transporter activity. NCBI's taxonomy places the organism in Eukaryota, Fungi, Ascomycota, Dothideomycetes, Pleosporales, Phaeosphaeriaceae. The record is from RefSeq and is a predicted model, not a curated record. The coding region runs from base 1 to 1758 and encodes 585 amino acids.